UCAAUCGUCUUUCUUUGCUUAUUUCUUCCUAUAUGAUUCUCAUCUUUUUCGUUUUCUUCUAUUGCUUCCCUUGAUCUGUGUAUAUACUCAUGGCAUCAAUCUUGUGAAAAUAUAUACAUGAGAUAGAUUUUGAUUCUUUUUUUCCCUUUUUCUUCUAUUGCUUCCGCUGUUUAUAUGCUCAUGAAUUACAAGCCAUAUGAUUUGAGUGACAAGAAAACGAGUUGAAGACAUGAAUUUGCAAAAUGGGCUUGUUGCUACUAUGUGAUGUUUAUAUCUGCUGUAAUGUAUGCCUUUUCUGCAAUUCAUUUUUAAGAUUUCAUUCCAUUACUUCUGCUGGGUUUGCUCAUCUAUCCUUCAUAGUUGUGUGUUUUGCUGUUCCUGCUGUGGUCUCAGGUAAUGAUACUUUCCUGAAAUUCUGUAAACUAGAUGGAUUGUUGUUCUAUUAUCCACAUGGCUAUUGAUCCAACUGGUUGUUUCUAAAUUUUUAUCCAUAGUAAUGAUUUCGCUUCCAAAACUGAUCAAUGAUUGACAACUAGUGCAAGACUUUGGUUUCUGCUAUUGUAGUGUAGGAUGUAGACAGGUCUGUUACAUAGUGAUCUAUCUUUUAUUGAAGAAUCUGUUGUGUGGAAUCUGUUUUCACCUCAUCAAAUAGAAAUUUUCAUAUGCAUAUUUUUUCCUAAUUUGUCUCUACACUGUCUAUAUAGUACUUUGAUGUACUAGUUAACCGGUAGUUAAAUUUUAGACUCUGAAACUAUCAAAAUUCUUGGCAUGCUUUGUACAGCACUUCUGUUAGGAUGCAAUGUCAUCAGGUUAAAAUGCACUUGGUCUUUCUUUUUUUUUUUUUGGGUACUUCUAUUUCAAUUUUCACAAAAUAAAGAUAGAGAUAGAAACUUAAACCAAAUUUUACAUUGAAAAUAGAGAUGGGAAGGAAGAAUACUAAUGAAAUUGGGGGAAGUGGAUCACAAGUUAAAGCUGUAUGGAAUGAUUAUAAUGUAUCCAAAUUUUGUGAUCUGUGCAUCAAGUUGGUGGAUGCUGGACGUCGUCCUAAUACUCAUUUUGACAGAGAAGGAUGGGAGAGUUUGGUAGUAAACUUCAGUAAAGAAACCGGCGAUAACUAUGAUGAAACUCAAUUGAAGAAUAAAUGGGAUUCACUUAAAAUUGAAUGGAAGUUGUGGAAAGAACUAGUUGGCAAGGAAACUGGUUUAGGGUGGAAUCCUAGCAAGGGCACUGUUGAUGCACCUGCCGAAUGGUGGCAUAGUAAGAUUCAGGUCAAUCCCGAAUAUGCAAAACUGCGUAAAAAAGGUCUUAAUCCUGAAUUGGAGGAGAAGCUAGAUAGAAUGUUUUCAAACAUUAUAGCCACUGGUGAACAUGCUUGGGCACCUUCUUGUGGGAACCUUCCAUCUCCAAAAUCAGACAUAUGCAAGGAUGAUGUCAUUCCACUUGAAGGCAGUGAUGAUUCGGUGGAUUUUACUCCAAUAGAAAGAAGUGGGGGUAAGGAAGGUGUUUCAAGGAGAGGGAAAAAAAGAUUGACUGAUGAAGCUGAAUUACAAGCUAAAGCGGAAAAGAAACCUAAAGGACCCAUUGUUUUAGGCAAGCAGAAGAUCUCUUUGAGUACUUCUACUUUGGCUCAACUACCAAUUACUUCACAAGGUUGGAUGCUGAAUCCCAAAAGGAUUCUGACUCAGAAAAAAAUUUCGAAUGAACCUCCAGCAGUGAGUGGCAACCAAGAUAUCUCCUCUGACACUCGUCAAUCAUGCAAUUCUGAAAGUAUGUCACCACUUUUAAUUGCCGAGGCAGAGCGGUGUUUGUCAUUGUAUUUUGCUCUGUGCACAAAGGCAGUUAAUCAUCAUAUUCCAAAACUAGUGCCUACAAUGGUCUCGUCACAAGAUAUUCUUGAUAUUAUUUCAGACCAUCCGGCUGGAAGCUAGAACCUCCUGAUGCAGGUUUUGCAUACACUGACAGAUGGGGCAGUUCCCUCUCAAGAGCUGAUAUUUACCAUUAGGAAGUUAUAUGAUUCAAAACUGAAGGAGAUUGAGAUUCUCACGCCAACAUUACCAUUUAUACCAAAAGAUGAGGUUCGUUCCCAUUCUCUCAUUUCCUAAUUGGGUCUACCAUGCAAUCUGUGGUUAUGUUGGUGGUUACCUGUUACACAGAUUUCUUUAUAUGAACUUCUUGUGUGUGGUUGAGCUAUAGGUAUCUAGCUAAACAAUUCUUGACAAUGGACUUUUAGAAUGAUGUGGAGUCUAGUAUAAACCUAUGCUUUUUUGCCAAAUUGUUAUCUUGCAUGUGGUAUAUGCUGAAUGAUAAGCCAUUUUUAUAGUCUUAAUAACUUAGUUGAUUCUUUUUUGUUGGUUACAAAUAGCUUAAUUGAUUCUGAAUUUUUUUUGUUUAUUUUUCUUUUUGUACUAAAUCUAAACAAUUAUUUUUCCACAACAUUCACCCAAUCAAGAAUGCAGAAAAUUUCAAGAAACUCAUUAUACAUUGUUUAGUUACUAUCAUUCAUUCAAGCUGAAUAUUAAGAUAAAGGAAACUAUCUAAACUUUGAUGCUCAUAAAGACACCAAUGCUAUGCUCCUUCCAUUGGGAAUUUAUCCCCUUCCACACAAUCCAUAUAACUGCCAUGAUUGCAUGUGCUGCUUUCACAUGACAUUCUCCAUCUUGUAUUGCGUAAAUUCCGAGUAAACUAAGUUCCAUUCAAUCCUUUAUACUUUCAAUUAUGCUUUACAUUGUUUUCAGAUUGUCAGUCGGCAAGCUUUUCUUUUGUUAGAGCUUUAUUUGCCAGUCUUUGUUAGGUUAUGUUAAUCUUUCCCAACUUGUGAAUCUUUCCCUGGAUAAGUUCCAAGCAGCAGUAACUGGCACACUACAGGUAAUGUUUCCUUUGUUCAUUCUUGGCAAUCAAGUGUUCGAAGUGUAUCUGUGUUCUUACUGUGAGGAAAGAUUCAUUAAAAGACUUAAAUAUGCUUGUAAAGUAUCUGUUAUACUCUUCUUGAUCCUACAUUGUGAUUGUACAGGGAUCGUCCCAUUCUGGUCCUCUUCUCGCUCCAGCUGAAGUAUUGAUUGCUAUCCAUGGGAUUGAUCCCGACAGAGAUGGAAUUCCUUUAAAGAAGGCAUGUCUUCUUUUGUUUUCUUGGUUGGAAGUCGUUCUGGGGGACGAUAAUUAAUGACUGACUUGCAGGUCACAGAUGCAUGCAAUGCAUGUUUUGAGCAGCGACAGAUAUUCAACCAACAAGUUCUUGCCAAAGUUCUGAAUCAAUUGGUUUGUAAUAUCAUACCGUUGUGAACUUUACUUUUGGUUACCACCUCUUUCAAGCAUAUGCUAAUGAAAAACAAGAUUCCUACUUGCAGGUUGAGCAGAUACCCCUUCCUUUACUGUUCGUGCACACAGUAUUGCAAGCUAUAGGUCUUUUCCUGCACUGGUAAGAUCAGCAUCACUCGCAGAGCUAGAGACCAUGGGCUGCACCUAUGCUAGAUUGCAUCACACAAUCAUAAGAGUACAGCAUAUGGUGCUGAAAAGAACUGUUGCUUGUUGCUUGCCAUAUCUAAUUUAUAUUUUAUUAAUUUGAUUGAUGAACUGUUGCAUAUAUGGAAAUACCCAAAGUUGUGGGUGGAUUCCUGAAGUGUUCAUUCUUGACAAAGCCUCAGUCAUUUGGCGGCGUGUUGCUUCAGCUACCUCCAGCACAGCUAAAAUGCGUUUAAGAGAACUGCAGCUCUAAAGCACCCUUGGUUGCCCAUGCUAGCCAACCAGAU
Molecule: messenger RNA, 3746 nt
Organism: Rosa rugosa (rugosa rose)
Lineage: Eukaryota; Viridiplantae; Streptophyta; Magnoliopsida; Rosales; Rosaceae
Exons: 8
Coding region: 921-1928 (335 amino acids)
Source: RefSeq, a predicted model, not a curated record